AUGACUUCAGAAGGAGCCUCUCCUUCGCUGCUCCCAGAUAGAAUCCUGAACAUGGGUGUGUCUGACUCACCUUUCAGGUUUAUGCCCCUCCUCAUUCCCCAGCCUGUCCAGCAGCCACCCUGGAAAAUGAUGCAGUUGACCCCACUGGAGACCUCGGUCCCUCAUUAUGGCAGCCCUCUGGUGUUGUCACCUUUGCCCACGAGGCCCCUAGUGACAGGAGCUGCAGGCCAUGGCCCCAGAAACCCUGAGCCUGGCAAGGAGGUCAUCAUACAGACUAUACCUGAAUUGGAGCUUAUGUCAUCAGCCCAGAAACAACAUGUAAUUCUAACAAAGGCUACACAAAACUGGGGUGCUACAGAGCCUCUACCAGGCGCUGCUUGUUAUCCUGCAUCCCUGGUCUUAACAUACACUUUGAAGAAAACCUCAAUGCCCACCACAGCCUCUAGUGUCAGCCAGGCUGCCCAAGGGGGGUGGGGUCCUCAAGCUGCACCUCCAGUGCUUCAAGUGGGCCACAUUGUCCUCCCAUCCAAAGGUGGGCCCCAGAAUCUGUGGAUACCAGAGAACAUUGGAAUGGCCCCUGCCCAGAACAAAGGCCCCCUUGAGGAACCCUGCAGCCCUCCAAGUGUAUACCAGAACUUCAGGCGCUGGCAGUGCUACAAGCCCCUGGCCCAACCCUACAUACCUCAGACGCCAGACAUGGAAGCCCUUGCCUGCUUUCUCAUACCAGUCCUGCGCUCGCUGGCCCGCUUGAGGCCCACCAUGACCCUAGAGGAAGGCAUAGGAAGGGCCAUGUGGGAGUGGCAGCAAACCAACAACUAUGAGCACAUGGUUUUCUACGACAUGGCUGCAAAGUUCAUGGAGUUUGAGGCAGAGGAGGAGAUGCAGGCACUCAAGCUGCAGUGUAAGAAUGGGGCCCAGGGCCUGCCGGCCCCAAACAACACAAAGCCUGAGUCUCAGGAGGCUCUGGCCCCAGCGAUGGGCCAGCAACCAGCCUGUGUCCGCAAGAAUGCUGGUCUCCAGGCCCUGGCAGCUUACUCCAAAACAAAGAAAGUUCACCGGCUCCCCAGGACCCAGGACCCUUUUGAGGACCCCCCUGAUCCUGUGCAGGGGUACCUGGAUAUGAUGGACGAGCUCCUGAAGGCCCCAACACAGGAGGUGGCAGGGAAGGAGAAGGAGCAGGACCAGGAGGAUGAGCCCUGGUCUGACCCGGAUUUGCUGAGCUACCUGGACAAACUGUGCUCCCAGGAGGAUUUUGUCACCAAGGUGGAGGCAAUCAUUCACCCCCAGUUCCAGGCAUAUCUGCUCUCCCAAGAUCCCCAGUUACAUUUCUCAGCCCUAGAAGAGAAGCUGGAAGAGGUGGCAGGACUGACGCCCUCACAGCUGGUGGAAAAACGGCUGCUGGGCCCCAAGGACAAUGGGGCCAAGAAAACUGGUCCCCCACACCAUGUGACCUUCAAGAAAACGAGGUUUCCUGAUAGUGUAGCUGGCUCCGGCACCCCAACACCCACUCAGGGCCACAGGCCUGGCUCCAGCACUGCAGCCUGCACCUCCAAGACUGACUGUGGAUGCGCAUCAAGACCUGAACUAGCAGAGACCCCUGUGCUGGGACCUGAAGCCUCUGCGCUCGACCAAAGCACCUGUCCAAACCUUUUUCUCCCUACGGUGGACAACAAGGCCACUUUCAUUCUGGGACAGGCCCCCCCUAGUGGGGAGAUGCCUGGGCCAACAGAGCAAUCCAAUGAGAAGGAGGAGGAGCUGUCCAGCCUGGCCUUCCUCCAGACAUCUCAGCCCAGCCUGCUGCCAUGGGGUUUGUCAGAGAGUUCUAGAAGUGGAGGCUUGGACUUUCUCUUUCGCAUCUUCUGA
This is a messenger RNA of Suncus etruscus (white-toothed pygmy shrew), 1863 nucleotides long. RefSeq names its product NUT family member 2G-like. The record is from RefSeq and is a predicted model, not a curated record. Bases 1 to 1863 code for a protein of 620 amino acids. The transcript is spliced from 7 exons. NCBI's taxonomy places the organism in Eukaryota, Metazoa, Chordata, Mammalia, Eulipotyphla, Soricidae.